CUGAAACCAGGACAUUAAAACAACAUGCAUUAAGGGCAUUUCCCUUAUAAACUUGAUCAGCGUUAUGGCAGUUACUGUUAUUGAUAUUAUGCACAGUACUGUCUUCAAAAGUUUUUGUUUACGUCUAUGUUUACCAGCCCUGAAGGUCUCUGACUGACGUAACGAAGAGCGACGAGUGUGUUUUUUAUUUUUAUUUUUUAAUCAAAAAAGACUGUUGUUUUUGUGUUAAGUGGGUAAUCUUAUGUUGUCAAAUUGAUAUCUAUCUUGAAGAAUGCAUAGUCCACUAGAUCUUGUCUAGCGAUCCAACACUCCUUCACGAGCACUGUUUAUGAAAACCUAAGAGGUUAAGGACGAAACAAGCCAUGUUUGACAGUCCUGAAUCCAAGAAAGAUGAGUUGCUGGAGCAAGCUCGUGCAGCCCGGAUAGAGAGGGUGCUUGAAAAGAAGAGAGGCUAUGCAGCUGCUUGUAUUCAAGCCCAUUUUCGUGGACUGAAAGCAAGAAAUGAAUUUUCCAAAUUGAUUCUUGAUCAGUUUGAUGCUGUCAUAACUGGAGAUCAAGAUACUGAAAAGAGACCGCAAGCGCUGCAAGCCUAUCAGGUGGCAUGUCGUUUUAUGCUUGUGUGGAAGAAGGAAAGGGAUUUAGAGCGCUUUCUAAGACUCUGCAGGUUUCUUGUUGCCAGUUUAGAAAGUGACUCUGCACGGUACAGUUACAUGGGAAUCGCCUUGAACAAAGAGCACGUAGUGCGCUGGAUAUCACAUAUCAAGAUAAUCCUCACUAGAACUCUGUUGUACAUUGAUGCUUUGAGACCAGAAAGACCUACUGACAACAAAAGUUUAAUGAUUUAUCUUCAUACACUGAUAGCAUUCACAUCUACAUCAACUUGGGUUUUGAUCAAAUCUAAAAAUUUGGAAAAUCUGAGGCAAGGCUUGAAUCAUCUCUGCUCUAAUAUAAUGGGCCAUCUAGCAUCACAGGGGCUCUACAAAUCACUGCAGUUACUCCUGAAACGUAGCCUGUGCCGCUCUACUGUAGCUUUGAAACAUGCAAGUCUCUCUGCUACAAUGACGUUGGCACUAAGACCUUUAAUCGCUGCCAACUUCUCAGAAAAACUAACAACUAUCUAUCUAAUUCAUAUCCUCAGCGUACCAGCCCUGUUAUCACAUGUUAAUUCUUUGGCACCAGAGUGCAUAUUAUUGCUAGAGCAGCAUUCCAUCCUUCAAAGGAGCUUAGAUCUUCUCAGCAUUGAACAAAAUCUCAGAAUAGUUUUUAAUGCUCUGGAAGGAAACUAUGCACUCUGUUUACUAGCUAAUCUGAUUCAACUUGCUCACUUUGAAAGAGAUUCUACUCUACCUGAUGUAAUUUUUCCAACAUUUACUGUUGUGGUGACUAGACUUCUUGAAAGCUGCAUGCAUUAUGUUAUGUUGAAACAGUCACCUUUGGCACAUUGGCAUCCAGUGUUAGGAUGGUUUGCCCAAUCUACAGAUACAUAUGCUCAGGAAGCUAUGCCCUUAGUCAAGCAGCAGCUUCAUUUGCUAUGGUCUGGCUCUCUUGUCAAAUUGCUCCUUGGUAAUGUGCUGGCUGAAUUUGCAGAAAAAUGCCAAAAUGACGAGGAAUUAAAAAGUCCAGCACCAACAAAUAUUAUCAGAAGAGCUUUGGAAAACCGUGUCAAUAGAGCAAGUUCUGCCAAGAGCUAUCGAAAACUUGGAAGCCCUGAAUUUACUAAAGUUGCAUUAGUGUGCUCGUUGUACCAAACAACUCUCUCUACUCUGACACAGUUGUCUCUUGAUAUUUUGACAGGCCUAUGCUACCAAGAUAGAGUUCUACACCACCUGUGGCUAUUCCUCUGUUCUUUGGGCCCUAACUGUGGAUUGAAGGCAUUUUUAGAACUGUUGGCAGUCAAUACCAAGUGCAGUGCACCUGAAUUUCAGAUGCUAAUUUUGUUUUGUAACUGCAUGACAAACUAUGUCACAAUUCUGGAUGACAUGGAAAUGUAUGAUCAGCAAGAACCUUUCAAACUUUCAGACUAUGUCACUUUAAGUAAUUUCCUCAACAUGUUUUUGUAUCGCUCCAUUUACAACCAACUGAUCGAUCUCAAGUCAUUACAAUCCAAUACUCUGUUUGUUGAAAUGCAUACUCUUCUUCAAGUCCUGUACAGACGAGAUUGUAGACGACGCUACACCCCAGAACAGCAUUGGCUUAUUAAAGAAAUACGUGUGGGCCAAUUUAUGGCUGAUCUAGACAAAGGAAAAAAACCUGUUGUGAUGCUCCUUCAAAAAAUGCCACACAUAAUACCUCAUGAUGAACGUGUUAAUCUAUUCAGAAAACAUGUCGCAAAUGAGAAAGCUGUGUUUGGUCUAACUGAAUCAGCCUGUGCAAUAUCUGCUUCUCCACAAUCUACCCUAAUCACAGUACAUAGAUCCCGAAUUGUAGAAGAUGGGUACAGACAGUUAGCACUCCUGCCUCCUCAAGCUCUGAAAGGAGUAAUACGAGUAAGAUUUAUUAAUGAGCAGGGCUUAGAUGAAGCUGGUAUUGAUCAAGAUGGUGUUUUCAAAGAAUUUUUGGAGGAAACUAUUAAAAGAGUAUUUGAUCCAACCCUAAAUUUGUUUAAAGCAACAUCCGAAGAAAGACUUUACCCAUCUCCGACAUCUUAUGUGCAAGAAAAUCAUCUGCAGCUCUUUGAAUUUGUUGGACGUAUGCUUGGUAAAGCAGUUUAUGAGGGUAUUGUUGUGGAUGUGCCUUUUGCUUCUUUUUUUUUGAGUCAAGUCCUAGGUCAUACCCAUCAAGUUCUCUACUCAGCAAUGGAUGAACUACCUUCUUUGGACAGUGAAUUGUACCGUAGUCUAACAUUUAUCAAACAUCACAACGGUGAUGUAGGUGACCUUGACUUAACAUUUUCCGUUGAUCAAGACUGUUUGGGCCGUGUUGUUACACAUGAGCUUGUUCCUGGUGGCAGAGUUAUACCAGUAACAAAUGAAAACAAAAUCAAUUACAUUCAUCUUAUGGCUCAUUUCCGAAUGCACACACAAAUUCGUGAACAAACUGCUGCAUUUAUUAGAGGUUUCCGGUCACUCAUUAAUGUAGAAUGGUUGCAGCUGUUUUCUACACCUGAGCUUCAGCGCCUUAUAUCUGGUGACAAUGUUCCAUUAGAUUUAAGAGACUUGAGGCGGCACACCCAGUACUAUGGUGGUUUUCAUGAUUCUCAUAGAGUUGUUAAUUGGUUAUGGGAUGUCUUAGAUCGGGAUUUUAGUGAGGAUGAACGAGCCCUCUUUCUUAAGUUUGUAACAAGCUGCUCCAAACCACCUCUCCUUGGAUUUGCCCACUUAGAACCCCCGUUUAGUAUUCGCUGUGUAGAAGUGGGCGAUGAUGAAGAUACGGGAGACACUAUUGCCAGUGUCAUCAGAGGAUUUUUUACAAUACGCAAGAAGGACCCCCAGAAUCGUUUACCAACAUCAUCAACUUGUUUUAAUCUAUUAAAACUACCGAACUAUCAGAAAAAAAGCACAUUGCGGGAAAAGUUACGAUAUGCCGUAUCAAGCAAUACCGGAUUUGAACUUUCUUAAACUCUGGAUUAGCAACUAUUUUAAUUGUUUUUCCGGAAAGCAAAGGCUGUAACAUGAAUUUUCAGAAUGAAACAGAAAUAUUUGCUCUAACUUAAUUUUCAUAAAUGUUUACCAGAUAUUUGUCAGACUGUGAUAUUUAGCACUAUUAUACACCAGUGGAAAUUACACUUUUAGCAGUGAAAUAAGAUGAUUGUUAUCAGGUUUUUACCUCAUUGUGGACUGUAUGCUUCUAAUUCAAGUUUUUUUUCUAAGUGGGAAAAUGUAUAGGGGGUUGGGUCGAUGGGGUUGGAGAAAUGUUUUGUCCAGACAAAAGAGUAAGAGAUACUUUCUUUUGUUACUCAUAAAAUCCAUUAUAGCAAGUGUGAUAUACGUCCAGGCUGUACAUUUGCCAAACGUUUCAUCUUCUCUAGAUAAACUUUUUAAAGUUAUGUCAUGAUUGUUCUAGUCAGUAAAAGUGAGAGCAAAUCUGUUAGAGGCCAUGUAGUUAAUUUCGACUUGACUUCUUGUACUACUCCUGUAACUGUUCAUAGUGUUUAUCAUUUUACAUCUCAUAUGGUUAAUUGUUUAACCAAAAAAGGAUCAUUGGGUUGUAAUUUAAAAAGAAAAAAAACAUAAUUUGCCAUGCUUUUUUGAUUUUCAAAAAUGUAUGCAAUUAGGGUCAUAGGAUAAAUCACAUGAUUUGAGGAAAGGACAUUUUGUAAAUAUUUUGGUCUGACUGUAUUAUUGAAAUUUGAAUGUAUGUCUCGCUAGCUGACCAAAGAUUUACUCUGGCAGAAAAUAACUUAAAUGGCUUUGCUGCAUAUGCAUGAGUAAAGUAGCCAUUUGAAUAAUCGCAAACCUUGUUUCAUUUUACUUGUGUUUCUAAGUGUUUUAUACAAGGGGAAAAUGUUUUCCAUGUUUCCUUUGUGUGAUUGUGUAUGGUUACUGCAAUGUACCGCAAUG
Messenger RNA from Frankliniella occidentalis (western flower thrips), 4499 nucleotides. Its product is annotated as ubiquitin-protein ligase E3B. Gene Ontology annotation, molecular function: protein binding; ubiquitin protein ligase activity. NCBI's taxonomy places the organism in Eukaryota, Metazoa, Arthropoda, Insecta, Thysanoptera, Thripidae. The transcript is spliced from 17 exons. Gene Ontology annotation, biological process: protein polyubiquitination; ubiquitin-dependent protein catabolic process. The record is from RefSeq and is a predicted model, not a curated record. The coding region runs from base 363 to 3557 and encodes 1064 amino acids.